UCCUCUCCCCCUCUCUCUUUCCCUGCCGAGGAGCUUCACGCAGUUGUCCGGUGCGUCCCAUCAGCGAGUCCUCUGCCGCUCCUGGAAAAACACUGACCGCAGGAAUAUCACUUAACGGAAUAAAAACCAACAGCAGGAGGGGGAGGAGACGGAGGUGAAGGCUUUACAACAGAUACAGAGAGAGUCGUCCCGGGAAGAGGUGUCUUCCCGAAACCUGAGCCAUGAGUCGCAGCAUCGUGCGGCAGAGCAAGUUUCGCCACGUUUUUGGCCAGGCGGUCAAGGCCGAGCAGACUUACGAUGACAUUCGAGUGUCCAAGGUGACAUGGGACAGCUCCUUCUGUGCCGUCAACCCAAAGUUCCUGGCGGUCAUUGUUGAAUCCAGUGGAGGAGGCGCCUUCCUGGUCCUGCCUGUUUCUAAAACAGGUCGUGUGGAUAAGAACUACCCACUCGUGAACGGACACUCUGGGCCUGUCCUGGACAUCGACUGGUGCCCUCAUGACGACAACAUCCUGGCCAGCUGCUCGGAGGACUGCACUGCUAUGGUUUGGCAGAUCCCAGAUCACACAUUGUCCCGCCCGCUGUCUGAUCCUGUCGUUGUCCUGGAGGGUCACUCCAAACGCGUUGGUAUCGUCAGCUGGCACCCCACAGCACGCAACAUCCUCCUCACUGCAGGCAGUGAUAACUUGAUCAUAAUCUGGAAUGUGGGGACCGGUGAGCCCCUCAUUUCCAUGGAUGACCAUCCAGACCUCAUCUACAGCAUCAGCUGGAACCGCAACGGCAGUUUGUUCUGCACCACCUGUAAGGACCGACGUCUGCGUGUCUGCGACCCCCGCAAGAGGGAGGUGGUUGCAGAACGUCUUGCUCCACACGAGGGGAUCCGGCCAAUGAGAGCCAUCUUUACCAGAGACGGAAACAUUUUCACCACAGGGUUCACCAGGAUGAGCCAGAGAGAGCUCGGACUCUGGGACCCGACAAACUUUGAGGAGCCUAUCGCACUGUUGGAGUUGGACACAAGUAACGGAGUAUUGUUACCAUAUUAUGAUGCAGAUGCAAACAUGGUCUACCUCUGUGGAAAGGGAGACAGCAGUAUCAGAUACUUUGAGAUAACAGAAGAGCCGCCAUACGUCCACUACCUCAACACCUUCAGCAGUAAGGAGCCCCAGAGAGGGAUGGGCUUCAUGCCCAAGAGAGGUGUGGAUGUCAGCAAAUGUGAGAUCGCCAGGUUAUUUAAACUCCUGGACAAGAAGUGUGAGCCCAUCACAAUGACAGUUCCCAGAAAAUCGGACCUCUUCCAGGAUGACCUUUACCCAGACACAGCAGGGCCUGAGCCGGCCAUGGAGCCUGAGGAGUGGCUGGAUGGUCGUGAUGAAGACCCUAUCCUGGUGUCUAUGAGGGAGGGCUACGUGCCGCCUAAGAGUCGAGAGCUCAAAGUGGCAAAGAAGAACGUGCUGGACUCCAGACCCACCACCCGACGCAGCAUGUCCACUUUGGAGACCAACAGUCUGCCACCUCAGUUGCUUGAGAGGUUGUUGGAGGAGAUUCAGAAUCUGAAGGCCACAGUUUUGUCCCAGGAAAAGAGAAUCUGUGAUUUGGAGGAUAAGCUUUCCCAAUACACCAACGGCACUGACUGAUCAGCGUGAAACACAACUUUUGAAGAACUGGUCAGAAUAUCAGAACCACCAUUAUAAUUCACACACACAUUUUCCUCCUAUUUACUCAGUGUUGCCUUUUAAAGGUACCAUGGUGCAAGAAUGUGAAUGUGGACAAUGUAAAAAGCAAACUGACAGUCUAACAAUUUGAUCAAAUUCAUCUAUUAUAGGUGUUUCUUUACCUAAUCCAUAUUCUGGUUUAUAGUAUCUUUGUUGCUUUAGGAAAAAUUAAAUCCACUCACAUGUUUAUAGAGGUUUGUAAAGAUUGAGAAGAGUGCACAGAGGAGUGAGGUUGAUCUAAGCAGAUGGUCUUAUGUAUGUUGGUUUAAA
This is a messenger RNA of Cheilinus undulatus (humphead wrasse), 1979 nucleotides long. It is a transcript of the gene coro6, whose product is annotated as coronin 6. The transcript is spliced from 11 exons. Gene Ontology annotation, biological process: actin filament organization; cell migration. Lineage: Eukaryota; Metazoa; Chordata; Actinopteri; Labriformes; Labridae. The coding region runs from base 222 to 1631 and encodes 469 amino acids. The record is from RefSeq and is a predicted model, not a curated record. Gene Ontology annotation, molecular function: actin filament binding.